AUGCCUCAUCGUAGUUAUUAUAGUAGUCGUCGUGGUGGUCAAUACGGCAUGCAUUCCUCUUAUAAGCCGUACUAUGCUUCUAGUUGGCACUCGCAUAAGUGGCGACGGUCGAGGAGUCGAUCGCAUAGGGGUACAAUGUCCACGAGAUGGUCCUCAAGAGGUUACGAUGAUUACGGUAAGAAGAGUAAACAUUACUAUGACACACAGAGCUCAACAACAAGUUACUCUAGUGAGACUGCUGGUAGCAGUGUAUCGAGUGAUCAUCCUCCAGCUAAGGGCAAGGACGAUGAUAUUGUACACUUUGAGUGGAAGAAGGGUGACAGAUUGGGUGACUCUGGUCGCUACAUUUGCAUGAAACAUCUGGGCGAUGGCACUUUCGGACGGGUCAUUGGUUGUGCUGAUACUCUCUACGACAAUCAGAUGGUAGCCGUGAAGGUCAUCAGAGAUGUUCAACGUUACAAGGAGUCCGCUGAGAUAGAAGCUGAGAUACUUGAACGGUUGAAUCGUCGUAUGGACAAGCUCGGCUUGACGCACACUCAUACUCACAUAGUGCGGUUGUAUGAGACGUUCUAUCAUCAUCAAUACUACUGUCUGGCAUUUGAGGUCCUCGGUUGCAGUCUGUAUGAUCUCAUCAAAGCUAACAAUUAUCGAGGGCUGUUCAUCACGGACGUACAGGCUCUUGCUCGUGCUUUGUUCAAGUCUUUGCAAUUCUGCCACGAUGAACUGCAUUUGACUCACACUGAUUUGAAGCCCGAAAACGUUCUUUUCAUGCACGCUACGACUAAGCGCGAUGGUAGUUGCUACGAAUUGGAGUCGGCUGAUCUACCUAGACGUUUGAGGGGCUGUGAUGGUAGUUCGAGACGACGUACUAAGCCCUAUCUCCGGCCCAAAUGUGACAGGAUGAAGGUCAUCGAUUUCGGAAACGGUACUUUCCGUGAUGACCAUCAUAGCUCGGUCGUCAACACUCGACAAUACCGCAGUCCCGAAGUUAUCCUCGGACACGGUUGGAGUGAAGUUUCCGAUAUGUGGAGUGUCGGGUGUAUUCUGAUGGAGGCAUAUAGUGGCGAACUACUCUUCCCGACACAUGACAAUCUUGAGCAUCUUCACAUGAUGGAAAGAGUACUGGACCGGAGAUUCAGCUCGAGUUACCUCGGCCGUUCUAAUUCCGAGUCUAAGGCGAAGUUGUUAACGCUAGAUCGACAUUCUCAAUGGACUUUGCAUGGCAUCCACGACCACAAGCAUUUGCAGAAUAUCCAAGACUGUCGUCCUCUUCGACGUAUGGUAGCUCCUGGUCACGAGCUCCUGGCUGAUCUCGUGGAGUGGUGCCUUGAAGUAGACCCGUCACGAAGAAUCACGGCUAGUGAGGCACUCGACCAUGAAUUUAUGCGUAUCGACUUCACCCACAAUGAGUAG
Molecule: messenger RNA, 1413 nt
Organism: Perkinsus marinus ATCC 50983
Lineage: Eukaryota; Perkinsozoa; Perkinsida; Perkinsidae
Product: serine-threonine protein kinase, putative
Exons: 2
Coding region: 1-1413 (470 amino acids)
Biological process (GO): protein phosphorylation
Cellular component (GO): nucleus
Molecular function (GO): ATP binding; protein kinase activity
Source: RefSeq, a predicted model, not a curated record